UUUGUGUUCCUUGUUUAUUUUUCAAUCCUACUCUAAUAAUAUUUGGCGCUUUCUUUAAAAUUUACCUUGAUGCUAAUGUGGCGCCACCCUAAUUUAAUGCAUUUCGACGGAUGAAAGACGAAAAUUCACUGUCGAUACCUUUCUUUGAAAGUCUUAUGAUCUAUGUGUAUAUAAGUAGAUUUAUGGAGUGAAAGUAAUAUUGAAAAGUAUAGUAUAAUUAUGAGUAGAAGUAGGAAAUCAAAAAUAUCACAUAAAUUGGAAGAAAAUAAAGAUAAGUUUCAAAAGCCGAUAGAACAAGGAGAUCAUGAUAAUUCAUUAUUGCCGAUGGAAAAUAAUAUAAAGGAUAGCCCAAUAAAAAACUCAAAUGAACCUCAAACUCAUCCUGGUCACAGUACACCAAUGCAGAAAAAAUAUUCUAAAAAUAAUGUAGAAGAUUCUCCAGGACCUUGUUGCAAUGAUAGUCCGAUAUCAAUUCCAUAUACACAAGAUGCCAGUGAAGUUGCCUGGGAUUGGCAAAUUUCAAGUAAAGCUAGUUCUGUUAAAAACAAAACCGAGGAUGAUCAUACUGUUACUACACCUAAACAGGCAAAGAUACUUAAAAAACGUAUUUUAAAUUCUCCAUUAUUAUAUAAACCUUUAAGAAAGAGGUUAAUAAAACCGGAUAGUGUAGAAAGUGUUGGAAAAUUUGCUGCCGAAUUAAAAGCGUUGACUGAAAAAAUGAAAAUCAUACAGCGUAACGAUGAGGACUGUAUAGAGAAUGAUUUAGACGAUAAUAAGGAUGAAGUAGAAAAUCAUGAAGAAAAGGAUCAAUUGAAUGAACUAAUUGUUUCGAAUACAAAUACUUUUGCCAAUAAAGUAAGUACAAGUUUUGAUGAAUUAUUUGAUGAAUCGAUAGAAGAUUCGAUGGUAAAAUGUAGCCAAGAAAUAGAAGAAAAAUUUAACCUAUGUACAAGCAAAAAGAUUAGUACAUCUGACUCAUUCAAACGAAGUAGAGAGAAGGAUACAUUUAUCACAAAAGAAAAAAGUAAAAGUGCAAGUAAUUUAAGUGAAAAUUUAAAAAGCACUUUUUUUUCACAAAAUUCUCCGAUAUUAAAUGUUAGUAAUUUUUGUAAAACAUAUUCUAAGACUACUCCUAAUUGUAAGAAAAAUGUAGAUAUAGAUGUAAAAAGGUUGGAAGUGAAAGAAAGUAAUGUGAAGCAAUCUUCUAUAAAUAAUAAUAUUAUAAAUAAUCGUAAUGAAAAUUUGCAACUUUAUAAAAAUUUAGUAAGACGUAAUAAUGCUGAAUUAUUUGAGAUACCAGAUGAUUCUUUCGACGAUUGUUUAGCUACUUGUAUAGAAGAUGAUAAAUUAUUAUCUGAAACAACAGAAUAUGAUAAUAUUUUUCCAGAUUCAGAUAUUAAACAGCAUGCAAAUGAAAGAAAUUAUAAACAUUCUAAUUCAACGAAUAGAAAUGUAACUAAAAGUGCAACAAAAUCAAAUAAUUUUGGCUGUAAUUCCAGCAGUUGUAUUAAUCAAACUUCUAUGGAUACUUUGAAUAAAUCCAUUCACAAUUCUAGUGUCAAUAGUAAUCUUACCGAAAAUAGAAAAUUUUUUAAAACUAGAAGUUUAUCAGAUUCAUAUUUUGGACAUGAAAAAACUACUAAUAUUAAUACAAAACCUAAUACAUCUAAUUCACGUCAAAUAAUAAAACACUCUUCUUCCUCUCAUUUGCCAUCUAAAUCAUAUGUAAAUAUUAGUGGUAGAAGUACAACAAAUGAAAAUGUUAAUGCAAACAAAAACAUUAAAUCAAUAAAUGAUGUGGAAAACAUGCGUGCACUUAAUAAUAGUAAGAUUAUGUUAAAAGAUUCUGCUACAAGGGAUAUGAAAAAUUCACAGACUAUGUUAUGUACACCUGAAGAAAUAGAAAGAAAACGUUUAGAAGCAAAAAUGAGAUUAGAAGCAAAAAGAAAAAUACAUACAAAUAUUAAACCAGCAAUACCUUCAGAAUUACCACCAAAGAAAAUACAAAGGUAAAAUAGUGUUAUUUUUUCUAUAUUUUAGAUUUUAAAUCAAUCUUUAAGAAAUACUUUGAAAAUUUAUUAUCAAAUUAUAUAAUAAGAUCAACUCUAUGAAAUUACAGUGCAAAUAUAUAGCAGAUAGAAAUAAUAACAUUUUAGCAUUUUACCUUUACAAAGUAUUUGAGUUAAAUAAAUGAAGAAUAUUUUAACGUGUUAUAGUAUUUUCUGUUAUAUUUAU
Messenger RNA from Polistes dominula (European paper wasp), 2235 nucleotides. RefSeq lists its product as uncharacterized. The record is from RefSeq and is a predicted model, not a curated record. Lineage: Eukaryota; Metazoa; Arthropoda; Insecta; Hymenoptera; Vespidae.